CUUUUGUUGUAUUUCGGCUUGAGCCUCUCAAUGCAAAGGCUUUGUUACCCUCUUCCACUCGUUGCAUCAGCUGUAUUCACGGCGCCUUAAGCCAUUCAACGCUGUUUGCUUCCUUCAUCCUCUUUCUAGUUCUCUUUCAACUGGCCUCGUCGAUUGACGUUGAUGCGCAAAAUGAUUCCCAAGAAGGCUUCCUAUGGUGAAUGAAUGCCCGAGAUAAACUUCCCAGACUUUCCCCUCCCAUUCUUUGUGGCGCAAUAUCAAUGUUAACAUGCUCAAAAGUGACACUUGAUGUUUUCACAACAAAAAGGUAUAAGGGAAACCAAGUGGCUGUUGUCCAAGUUCAAGGUGAUGCGCUACCGCCUGCAGACAUGCAGAUGAUUGCACGUGAAUUCAACUUCUCCGAAACCGUCUUUUUGCGUCGAAACACGAAUGGAGCAGUGACCAUCAACAUCUUUACUCCUGUGAACGAGAUGGAUUUUGCCGGCCAUCCUGUCAUCGGCACUGGCCAUGUGCUAUUUCGACAGCUACUUCCUGGUCUCGCUGUGCACUCCUCAGAGGCCACCCUUUGGACAAACGCUGGGCCAGUUGUUGUGCGUUAUGAUCCGUCGCGAGAAACUGUGGCAGCCGACGUGCCGCAUAACGUCCACAUUCAUUCCCGCCCUACUAGUACACAAAGCAUUCUCGACACCCAACCGAGCUUGAAGACCCAGGGAUUAUCAACUGAACAGAGCUAUCCAUGCGUGUCUAUUGUCAAGGGCGUCACCUACACCUUGGUCGACUUUACCAAUCAGCCCAGCCUGUUCACCGCCAUCUCCACAGGCCCCAGUCAGCUUACAGAGCUUGACGAGGGAUGGGCACCAUCUUUCACAGGGGUGAUGUACUAUAGAGUGCUGUCGGAUCCUUACGACGAGAGUGGCAAGAAGGUCCAACAUCUCAGAAUUCGUAUGAUUGCAAUCGGUCUCGAGGACCCCGCCUGCGGAAGCGGUUCAUGUGCUCUGGGCGCAUAUCUCGCGCUUCAGCAGGGGGAUUCGGGCGGUAUGUAUAGAUUCUAUCUUGACCAGGGACAGGAGAUUGGCCGUGACAGCAGUAUCAUUGUCGACAUUGUACUGGAUGAGACUGGAGACAAAGUUGCAAAUAUAUCCCUCUCAGGGUCUGCAACUCCAGUAACUGAGGGCACGAUAUUGCUGCCCGAAUAGAGCGGUCUGAAGGUCGAUCUCGGGUUUUUGCCAUGUCGUGGCCGCUUUAGUAAGAUUCGAGUUGUGAUUUAUUGAUACAAUAUUGUACAGUUAUAAAGCAGCGACAGCUUUUAGUUCUCAACAUGUUGUAUGCUCGAUUGCACUUAUCCAAAUACCUCGCCCCGUUUCAUAAUUCAUAGUAGCGGGCCACGCCACUGACACUAAACAGGCAUGCGCCUCUUCCCAAAGUGUCAACCCAGUAACCCUUUUCCAUGCAUCUACGUAGCCAGUAAAAGCUCUUUGGAGGCCAUCCAGCAAGGGGUCAUGGUUAUUCGCUUGCUGUUUAGCAAUGCUAUACUCUCCAAGGAACGCUCGCCAAAGCCAAAAAUCCGUAGAGUCGUUGAGUCCCAAAGUGCUGACAGAUUGGCUGAGAUCUCGACUCAAGAUCGAGAGAAACCUUCGCAAGAGACGAGCGUCAAUGGCCUCGCCGCCGUUCCAGAGCUCCAGGACACUGUGCAUAUACAGGCUUGAUGCAGCGCACAUACCAGACCAAGAAGUGCUAUAUUUUGACGAGUGUGCUGAUGAGAACAUAUCGUCGUGGAACAGAGAUGAGAAAUGGGAGCCGAUAGUAGCGCAGAGAAGUCGAGAAUCUGAUCCCUCGAUCCAUUCCCAGCUUGGGUCGCAUUUGUAACAGUCUUCCCUGACUGUCUGCGUUGAAGUUGUAACAUGCUUCAGGCAAUCUAUUAGAGGUGAUGCGUCGAUGCUAUGGAAUUGCGUUGAUGAGGGGAGGGCAGCGAAGAAGAAUGGCAAGAGUUUCAUGGCGUUGAGACGCAUAUCAAGAUGGCCGAUAUUUUGGGUCUUCCAGAGAUAGAUCUGCGAUACGAACGUGGAAAACUCUGCGGUAUUGUUCUGUCGGAAAAGGUUCUGCAAAGAGUCGCUUCCCAAUAUCCUGGCCUUGAAGCCUUGGUAGGCAU
Molecule: messenger RNA, 2149 nt
Organism: Fusarium odoratissimum NRRL 54006
Lineage: Eukaryota; Fungi; Ascomycota; Sordariomycetes; Hypocreales; Nectriaceae
Product: phenazine biosynthesis protein
Exons: 2
Coding region: 201-1196 (331 amino acids)
Biological process (GO): biosynthetic process
Cellular component (GO): cytoplasm
Molecular function (GO): isomerase activity
Source: RefSeq, a predicted model, not a curated record